AUGCGUUUUCAUAUAAAAGCAUCAGCAGAGAACAGUCUGUGGAUCUUGUUGUUUCCACCACUCAUGAAAGACAACAUCAUCAUUGACAUUGAAGACAACUCUGUUAUUGAAGCAGCAGAGAAUCAAGGCGCCACCAUUAUUGAAAAGUACCUCUUCUUCAUUGGAUUUGCUGUUCCUGUCGCCUGGUUCAUUGGCAGUAGCUCUUGCGGUAAAGACAACAAGGAGCUGUGUUAUUCAGCCUUUGUAUGGAAAAAGAGAUGUCGUAUCGCAGCGACGCUUAGUUUGACAUUGCUGAUUGUCAUUGCGGCUGUGGUGAUGGUAGUGAAUCCACAGCUAUUUGGCCUCAAGACAGAGUUCACAGGCGCACAAACAUCCUCUGCUACAAACAAUGCGAUUCGGCCUGGUGUUCCCAUCAUUGGCACAAACGAUUGGGGUGAUACUGUUGCGGGCAUCACAGUGGACAGCACUUGA
Molecule: messenger RNA, 471 nt
Organism: Mucor velutinosus
Lineage: Eukaryota; Fungi; Mucoromycota; Mucoromycetes; Mucorales; Mucoraceae
Product: LRR receptor-like serine/threonine-protein kinase RGI2
Exons: 1
Coding region: 1-471 (156 amino acids)
Source: RefSeq, a predicted model, not a curated record